AGUUGCAGCUAACAGAUGAUGUGUUCUCUUGAAGCUCGCUCAUCCAGCAGCAGCAGCAGCAGCAGCAGCCGCGGUUCCCGCAGUAGCUCUACGUCCGCUGCAGUCGUUCAUCUCCAGACCACAAGGAUGCCUGAUGUCCAGUUACAGAUGGAGUCAGGGCAGAAUGGAGCCUUCAAGAACAAGUCUGGAGGUAAAAUGCAGCACGGUGCCACCGUCAGUUUCCACAACAUCUGCUACAAAGUGGCACAGGGAGGAAGCUAUUUGUGCCGCAGGAAAACUACAACCAAAGACAUUCUCAAUGACCUCAAUGGGGUCAUGAAGCCAGGGCUCAACGCCAUCAUGGGAGCAACAGGAAGUGGCAAGUCAUCAUUCCUGGAUGUGCUGGCUGCCAGAAAAGACCCUGCAGGUCUGUCUGGUGAAGUUCUGAUCGACGGGGCUCCUCAGCCUCCAAACUUCAAGUGUCUAUCAGGCUACGUGGUCCAGGAUGAUGUGGUGAUGGGAACGUUGACAGUCCGAGAGAAUUUCACUUUUUCUGCUGCGUUACGACUUCCAACAAGCAUUUCACCCCAAGACAAAGAGCAGAAAGUGAACAAACUAAUUGAACAACUGGGGCUGACCCGGGUCGCUGACUCCAAGGUGGGCACUCAACUGAUCCGUGGAAUCUCUGGCGGCGAACGGAAGAGGACCAACAUUGGCAUGGAGCUCAUUAUGGACCCUUCCGUCCUUUUCCUGGAUGAACCCACCACAGGACUGGACUCCAGCACAGCAAACUCUGUGCUGCUGCUACUGAAGAGGAUGGCAAACGCCGGCCGCACCAUCAUCUUAUCCAUUCACCAGCCUCGCUACUCCAUUUAUCGUCUUUUUGACAACCUCACCCUGCUGGUCACAGGGAAACAGGUUUACCACGGCCCUGCUCAGAAGGCACUGGAUUACUUUUCAGAUAUUGGAUUCACUUGUGAGCCAUUCAAUAACCCAGCUGACUUUUUCCUUGAUGUCCUCAACGGAGACUCAACGGCCAUUUACAGCAGUGAUGUGGAGCAGGAUCCAGAUUCUAUGUCCAAGUCCAGACAAAGCAUCGAGGACAGACUGGUGGAGGAGUACAGAAAAUCAAAUGACUGCAGGGAAACCAGUGCGCAGCUCGAGAGCAUCAUACUGGGGAAAAAGACCAGCAACUCCUCCCGCCCCAGAACCAUUACCUACCACACAGGCUUCACUACACAGUUAAAGUGGGUUCUAAAGAGAACCUUCAAAAACAUGCUGCUUAACCCUCAGACGUCGGUGGCUAUGCUCGGAGUAACCAUGUUCCUGGCUCUGAUUGUUGGAGUUAUUUUCUUUGACGUCCAGGAAAAUCAGAGUGGGAUGCAAAACAGGUUUGGGGCGCUCUUCUUCAUCAUUAUUAACCAGUGUUUCAGUACUGUGUCAUCAGCAGAACUCUUCAUCACCAACAGGAAACUCUUUAUUCAUGAAUACAUUAGCGGUUACUACCGACUUUCCGUUUACUUCCUGUCCAAAGUUAUGGCCGACAUGUUGGUGCUGAGGACCUUUCCUGCCAUCAUCUUCAGCUGCGUGUCCUACUUCUUGAUCGGUCUGAAGCCGACGGUGGAGGCCUUUUUCCUCUUCAUGUUCAGCGUCAUGCUAGUUUCCUACACGGCCACCUCCAUGGUGUUUGCCAUCUCUGCCGACCAGACAGUGGUGGCCAUCGCUAACAUCUUCCUCACAAUUACCUUUGUCUUCAUGAUGAUUUUUGCAGGUCUGUUGGUGAACCUGCCAUCUGUUGCCAGCUGGCUCUCCUGGUUAAAGUAUUUGAGUAUCCCACGAUACGGCUUAAGUGCUCUGCAGAUAAACGAGUUCACUGAUCUGGUCUUUUGUCAUGGACUUAACAUCAGUACCAUCCCACCUGGACUGGCUUGCACCGGGGAGGAGUUUUUGGCGGAGCAGGGUGUGGACUUCAGCACCUGGGGCUUCUGGCAGAACCAUGUGGCUCUGAGCAUCAUGAUGAUUUGCUUCCUGGCCAUCACCUACUUCAAGCUGCGUUUUAUCAGGAAGUUUUCCUGAAAUUUUCCAUAAAAACCUGAACAUUCUGUGACCUCCAAUAGAAAAUUGUAAAAAAAAAAAAAAAAAGUGAAUAA
Messenger RNA from Cynoglossus semilaevis (tongue sole), 2129 nucleotides. It is a transcript of the gene abcg2a, whose product is annotated as ATP-binding cassette, sub-family G (WHITE), member 2a. Lineage: Eukaryota; Metazoa; Chordata; Actinopteri; Pleuronectiformes; Cynoglossidae. The record is from RefSeq and is a predicted model, not a curated record. The transcript is spliced from 20 exons. Gene Ontology annotation, cellular component: plasma membrane. Gene Ontology annotation, biological process: transmembrane transport. Gene Ontology annotation, molecular function: ATP hydrolysis activity; ABC-type transporter activity; efflux transmembrane transporter activity. The coding region runs from base 16 to 2055 and encodes 679 amino acids.